Molecule: messenger RNA, 1464 nt
Organism: Metarhizium robertsii ARSEF 23
Lineage: Eukaryota; Fungi; Ascomycota; Sordariomycetes; Hypocreales; Clavicipitaceae
Product: Ribonuclease H-like protein
Exons: 6
Coding region: 1-1464 (487 amino acids)
Biological process (GO): secondary metabolite biosynthetic process; fatty acid biosynthetic process
Molecular function (GO): fatty acid synthase activity
Source: RefSeq, a predicted model, not a curated record
AUGAAAAACAGCAAGACUGGCGUCUUUGUCGGCAGUUUCACCAGCGACUUCCAGCAGAUAUCCUUCAAGAAACCCGACUUCCGUCACAGCUAUGCCGCCAUAGGUGUAGAUCCGGGUAUAAUCUCAGCACGCAUCAGCCACGUGUUUAAUUUACACAGGCCGAGCCUCACCCUUAACACGGCCUGUUCCUCUUGCGUCUACGCAGUUCACCAGGCGUUUAACACGCUCCGCAAUAAAGAGUGUAGCGGUGCUAUUGCCGCCGGGACCAACCUCAUGCUAAGUGUUGACCAGCACAUGAACACGGCAAAGCUAGGUUUUUUAUCACCAGAUUCAAGUUGUCACACUUUUGACGCAUCGGUCGACGGCUAUGGAAGAGCAGAAGCAGUAGGGGCCACGUACCUUAAGCGACUCAGCGAUGCCAUUCAAAACGGCGACCCGAUUCGUGCGGUCGUGCGGUCGUCGGUGGUGAAUUCCAACGGCAAGCUUCCCAACGUCGGGAUUACGCACCCCAACUUAGAAGACCCUCUCGAGGUCCACCCCGUCGCGAAGGCCAUGUAUACAAAAGGCGCCGAGGAAAUUGAGCCUCUAUGGAUCGGCGGGCUCAAACCGAAUGUUGGCCACAGUGAAGCAGCCAGUGGGCUUUCGGCACUUAUCAAGGCGGUGCUGGCCGUGCAGAAUGGGAUAAUCCCUCCCGUUCGAGACAUAGCCAAGCUGAAUCCCAACAUCAACUGGGAUGACUGGAAUGUCAAAGUCCCUUGCGAACCGCAAUAUUUCCCCGCCCAUCUGCCAGUUCGCCGGGUCAGCGUGAACAGCUUCGGGUACGGUGGCACCAACGGCCACUUUAUUGUCGAAGGCGUCGAGUCCCUCGUUACGGGGCACUCGCACGAUCAGACGAAGCAGAAGCUGGUCAAGGGUAGCGACUGGGGUGUCUUUUACCGGAAGAGACCAUACCUCCGUGGCUUCGUGGUGAGCAGCCCCAACGGUGUCACGGAAGCCUUUGGCAAUGUCGCCGAGAACUUCAUCUUCGCCGACAAGAAGAAGCCACCCGUUGUCUGGCUCGCCUUUACGGGCCAGGGAGCCCACUUCCUCCGCACCAUCCGCAGACUGGACCAGGUGCUAGGUGAUCUACCCAAUGGGCCCGAGUGGACGCUGGAGGAUAUCCUACACGGAGACGCCGCCCAGUCGCGGAUAGGCGAGGCCGAGUUUUCCCAGCCCGCGUGUACCGCCAUCCAAGUUGCCUUGAUCGACCUACUCGAAUCUUGGGGAGUCAAGCCCAUGUUCACCGUGGGCCACUCCUCUGGCGAGAUUGGCGCCGCUCACUUUCGGGGCAAGGUCGUCUCCAACAUUAACACGAACGGUGCCAUGAUAGCAGUGGGACUUGGCGCCGGGGCCGCAGACGUAUCUCGCAUGCUACGAGGGCCGAAUCGUGCUGGCCUGCCACAACGCCCCGGCGAUGGCGACUGA